AUCCAAGAUGGCGGCGCCGAGGGGCGAGCAGCGCAGGGGGGAGGCGAUGAAGCGAGCCGCCGAGAGAUCCCUCCGCCGGACCCCGCGAAAAAGAGUCCCUCGGGCUCCCUCGCAGGGACCCCGCGGGGCGGCGGUGAAGGCCGGCGGUGGCCGCCGCCGCUUCCUCCUCCUCCUCGCGCUUGUCUUUCUGUGUUGAAGGCCUCUUUCCACCGGGCUGCCGAGCCGAGCGAUCCGUUGCUCCAGCCAACGCGCUCCUAAGUUUCUUCCUCUCUCUCUCGCGAAGCCGCGACCUCCUCGCCCCCCUCCGGAGAGGCGCCGCCUGCCCCUGCGCUGCCGGCGGCGGAGGGACACCGCGGCUCCAGCCUCUUGUCCCCGCUUCGCGGAAGGAUACACAAAUCCACAGAAAACCGAGCUCUCCUUCUCCUCCUUUCUCAAGCCGUGCCGCUCCCCACCUCCCCCUCACGCGGGCCGGCGCAGGGGCAGGCCGCGGCUCAGCGAGCUUCCGCGCCUCGCCCGCGGCGGACGGACAGCGGAGACCGCAGCGCCCAUGACCGCUCGGCGCGGCGUAGGGAUUCCCGUGGAGAAAACGAGAUCCGGGCCGCCCCGCCGCUCGGCGGUGUACGGGGAGUAAGAAGUGCCGGCCGGCUGUGUGCUGCCGGGAUCCCUCCGCCCGGGGCUGCCCUUUAAAUGUGAGGAGUCCCAUCACGAGCGCUGUUCGUCCUGGCGCUUUAAGGACGAGGCGUCUCGUAGCCGCCCGUCUACGGUAUGCAGGUGUCCCUUCCCCAGCCCCACACUGCGUGUAUGGCCACAGCCGGCUCGGUGGGGCCGCUACCUCAGCGAACAGCAAGCACCUGUUUCCCCUUCCGCUCUGUCAGGGCUCUUUAAAAAUGGCGCCCACCCGCUCUCUUGAGGGGGACGCGCUGAGAGCGCCGCGGUGCCGCCUGGGGACAGCGGGGGCUGCUCUUCCCGCCGGGCGGUGCUCCCGUGGGCGCUAACGGGGUGUGUUCCUGAGGCAGCCCCUCGGUGCAGGAGUCGGGUCAUCCACACAGCUACGUUCUGCUCAAAGUUCACAAGUUUUACUGCACGCCCGAUAUUUUAAGUUGCCCUUUGUGUUCCUUGACACAGCACAGGGAUCGCGGUGCCCCAGCCUGUUCGGUGUGUGCAUGGAGUGGGCGGGCACUGCACAGUGCGGGACCAGGAGAUGCCAUCUCUGGUCCCAGUGGCAUGAAGGGAUCACUGCAGUUCAGCGGUGCAUGGGAUUGCCAUGUCUUCAGAAAGGCGGGACUGCUGGUGGAGCAUGAGAUCCAUUUUUCAUGAUGAAGCUGCAGUAACAUGAUGCCAGUGGGACAACGGAGUCUGAACAUAACUGGAGCAUCCUGAUGGGUUGGAUACUGCAGCUGAUCUGUAGGUGAUAUAAGAAAGCAUUCUCCUGUACUGCAGGCUCCUGAAAAGAGAGCUGCCUGCAAGGCCAACCCUGAAGAUGUGGACUGCCAUUGUAUUCUUCCUACUGAUUUCCUUCUGUAUAUGUGAAAACAGAUUUUCUGUCCUGAAAGCCAGAGGAGUGCAUGUAGUGCAAAUAAACAGGCUGACAACUGAAAAGCAAUGCAGGCAGGCUUGUAAAGGCCCAGCUGCUUCAGGUAACCAUCAGUGUAACUGGUCUGUAUCCUACCAGAGUCACUGCAUCCUCUUGCAGUGUGACCAGCUAAGUGUGUGCCAGAAUGCUGGAGAACAAGACAUCAAAGAUCUGCUGGGAGAAGUUGUCUUCGGGGAAGGGGAAACUCUGCUGUUUCACCACCAAAGCUAUCAACAGGAAAAAAAGAGGAUGGUAAAUGCACAGGUUGAACAGCGCAACAGAGAAAACCUGUUUUUUCCAACCACUCAGGCUUACAGGAUACGCUUGAGGCAUUUGCUUGCUGCUGACUCAGCAAAUGCAGGAGCAACAGCAGCUGCAAGCAACAGUACCACCACUGCAGUGACUGCCAGCACUACCACGGUUGUAUCGACUGGUACAAGUAUGACUGCCCUCACUGCAACUUCUGAAACAACUACCAAAGCCUCCAAUGCCUCUGGAAGUCCCCAGACUACAGCCAGGUCAUCCACUGUCUUUUCUUUCACUCCUGCUAAUGUUACUGCUUCCACUUCCAGCAACAUCACCAAGCUUCCGAUCACCACUGAAAACUUAGGAAAUAGUAGCUUUGGUUCAAUACUGCCUCCUUCUCCCACUUCUACUUCUCCCCCUGCUGUGACUUCUGAAGCAGGUGUUCAAAUGAGUGGAACACAGCAGUUUAACCCAGCGAGCACUUCCAGCUCCAGUAACCUCACUUCUACUGGAGUUGGGCUGAAGACACCAAGCCCACCGUUAAACACCUCUACCCAGCAGGAUGCCCAGGUCUCUGCUGCACUCACCCCCUCUGUGAGUCCACGUUCUGUGAAGCCAACAACUGUAACGUUGCCAAAAACAAGUAAAGUCCCAACAUCCUUGAGUGAAUCAUCUUCUUUUCAGGGUUCUACCAAAGGUGCCACAGUUUUAACUAUUGGCCCUACAUCAGAAGCUACGACUGAGCAUGGAGUAAAGUCAACAUCUCACAUUCCCUCUACUAUGCAUACAACCACAGCUCCAGCAGACACACCUGGUACAACAACAUUGAGCACUGCAGAAACUCAGGGCACGAACAGUGAAUAUCUUCUCAUCGCUGCUGAGCCUCUGACUCAGUACUUGGUGGAUAAGAGUUUGCUUCUUGCAGUGCUUUUAUUUGGUACAUUUUUUUUAAUAACUGUUAUAGUUCUUUUUCUCAUGCAGGCUUAUGAAAGUUACAGAAAGAAGGAUUAUACGCAAGUGGAUUACCUGAUCAAUGGAAUGUAUGUGGACUCAGAGAUGUGAAAAGGUGGGGAUAAAGUAAUGGGUAAGAGGGAUGGAAAGGAGAUUGAAAACCUACCUGAUUUCGUCUUUCCCAUUCGCCUAUAACACAAACUGAAAGUGCUUCCAAAGUUACUUCUGGUGCAAUUUAGGAGAAAUGCCAUGUACUGUAGUAAGAAAAAAAAAUAUAUAUUUUUUAUUCAACUGCAAGAGGUCGCUUUAAAAAUAGUCUUUCUUAAAACUUUUCCAUAAUGCACAAUAGCUUUGGCCAUUAUUUUUCAUUGCAAAGCUAACCUAUCAAGAGGUAAGACGACGUCCUCUGGAACUAACAUGGUGCUUUUUACACUGUUAGAGUGCAAGUUCAUCAUGUUUCAUUGUCUUCAUGUGCUCUUCUCUGGAAACGAAGCAAAGGAUGCUCUCAGCUCUUACAGAACGCUCUGACAUCACUAGAUAAGAAGUGUGAAGUAUUGCCACAAAGGAAACUUUAAUCCAAUGUCAUGUUUCGGUACGCUUCUUGCUUGUUAAGAGGUCUGUUUACAAGGCAUUGUAAACACUGUUCACUGCUAACCCGAGAUAUCUUUUCACUAUGGAGCAGAUUACUGUGCCUCUACAUUUACAUUAUCUUAUUUUUGUAUUCAUUCAAUAAAUGGGGCCCUGGAAGGGCAUAUCUUGUUGCA
This is a messenger RNA of Gallus gallus (chicken), 3534 nucleotides long. It is a transcript of the gene C11ORF24, whose product is annotated as chromosome 11 open reading frame 24. The record is from RefSeq and is a predicted model, not a curated record. Lineage: Eukaryota; Metazoa; Chordata; Aves; Galliformes; Phasianidae. The transcript has 6 exons. Bases 1481 to 2881 code for a protein of 466 amino acids.